CCUUUCUUUAUCAUUGUCAUCACUAUUUUUUUCCUUUCCAUUUUUUUCUAGAAACCAUCGUCAAAUAAAUCAAAAUAUUUUCGUUAUAUAUAUUUUAGAAACUAAUAAUUUUCUUCAUACUCAAUUUCCUUCAACCAUGGAAGAAGAACAUGUUCAUAUAAUGAAAGACGCAAAUUAUGCUGACGUGGAAUCAGAAUCCGAAUCCGUAGAAGAAGAAGCACUUUCUCUAUGUGAUCUUCCAAUAAACGAAGAUUCAAAAAGCUUGGACGACAAGUCGUUUAAGAGAAAUAGUAAUAUCCGAAGGCCAUUGUCGUUACCGGAAUCGAGCGAUUUCUUCAGCGGUUUCAGCAGUAGCGGUAGCUCCGAUAUGUGUCCGGCAGACGACAUCAUUUUCUGCGGUAAGCUCGUGCCGUUUAAAGAGUUAGUUAACCAACGACGGAAAGAAAGUCUCAAUCUCAACGUUGAAGAAUUGAAUAAACCGAAAACGCAUCGCCGGAGAUCGGGAUCUGUUUCUUCCGUUCUUCGAUCUAGCAGUGUCAGCAAUUUCGGCGGUGGUUCUAAUUCUAACCGCUUCAUGAUGAGGAACAGUAGGUCGCUAAAUUAUUGUAAGUUGAGAGAACAUUCUUCGAUUUUUCAGGUAUUGAAAGCGCCGGAAGUUGUUCGGGAUUCUUCUGUUAGAAGCGUUGCAUCGUCGGAGGGAGUAGCGAAGAAAGCAAUGAAGCCGCGAUGGUAUUCUCUCGUGUUUGGGAAGAUGAAGGUUCCGCCGGAGAUGGAACUCAAUGAUAUUAAGAAUCGGCAAGUUCGCCGGAAUCCUUCUAAAAGCAUGUUUCUAUCAUCGGAUUCCGGUGAGAAUUUGGACGUGAAUCGUAGCUCCGGUAAAGUGUCAUGGAAAAUACUGAAAGCGUUGAGUUGUAAGGAUCACAACAGCGUUUCCGUAACGACGUCUUUCUCUUUGCCUCAAGCGUCGUCGUAACUUGGUGUAUGCAGAGUCACGUGAGGUGCACGUUUACGGAAACAAGGUGAAGAUUCUUACUGUAAUGACGAUAUUACCCUUGUGAUUAUGUUGGAUGACAUUGACAAUAAUGACCAUGAUAUAUAAACGGUGAUAUCUAGAUGUGAAAUAACAAAAUCAAUGAUUAAAUUAGUAUAAAUAAUUCUUUUUUGGUUUA
This is a messenger RNA of Lathyrus oleraceus (garden pea), 1169 nucleotides long. RefSeq lists its product as uncharacterized. The transcript has a single exon. Lineage: Eukaryota; Viridiplantae; Streptophyta; Magnoliopsida; Fabales; Fabaceae. Bases 137 to 973 code for a protein of 278 amino acids. The record is from RefSeq and is a predicted model, not a curated record.